This is a messenger RNA of Suillus subaureus, 828 nucleotides long. RefSeq lists its product as uncharacterized. The coding region runs from base 1 to 828 and encodes 275 amino acids. The transcript is spliced from 9 exons. NCBI's taxonomy places the organism in Eukaryota, Fungi, Basidiomycota, Agaricomycetes, Boletales, Suillaceae. The record is from RefSeq and is a predicted model, not a curated record.
AUGCAAACUCGUUGUCGGUAUGCAGUUGUUACUAUUGCAUCUAAGGCCAAAUGUAUUAAGUUAUGCGAGAAAAUAGACUCGCCUCCUGACGUUGAUCGGUUCCAAAUAAGUGAUCGCGCUCGCCUCAGGCUGUUGUUCUGGGCGUUGUCGUGUACACUUCAGGCCGUCGUUCUGGCAUUGACGAGUGGAAUUGAAAUUUUGGAGGUGUCUAACUUGCCAGUGCCGCGACGCACAUGCCAUACUCUUUAUGACGCAGGCCCGCUAUCCCCUGGACCUAGGGUGGCGGGUAGUGGCAGACACCUUGUUCUGACCUCGGCAAAUCGAGUUAACUCCAGGAUGUCGGCGAUUGCCUCCAAUGCCAGGAGAGCCUUCAUCGUUGCUUGUAUGACGCCUACGGUCGACUCAGCAUACGCUAUCGCCCACCCCGAACUACUAGCUGCUAUCUCAACACCCAAUCCCACACCAGAAACAGGAACAGAUAUCAAAGAAAUGCCUCCACAAUUAAAUAACGAUUUAGCCUUACGGGUAAAGCAAUGGUGGUGGUCAUUGAAUGACGAUGAACCCGAUCAUAAACAACAAGGUGUAUUAUUCUAUGGCUGCAGCAUCAGCAUGAUUAGAAUGCGCACCGUCCAUCGUGCGACAAAUUUCACGAUAUUGCGAGUAGAUAUUGAUGAGAGAAUGUACCACAAAACUGUUAAGACGCGGAACUCUGCGGACUGUCCUGGAGGGUGCAUAGAGCUUGGAAACGGAUUCAUUUCUUCGUCAUUCUCAUUUGACCAGCAGAUGACCAGGACAUUUGAAGUUCGGGCACUACCGCCUGCACCAUGA